Messenger RNA from Porites evermanni, 6380 nucleotides. NCBI's taxonomy places the organism in Eukaryota, Metazoa, Cnidaria, Anthozoa, Scleractinia, Poritidae. The record is from the annotation of a GenBank genome assembly.
AUGACUUGGAGAAACUCGUCGAAAGCUAAUGAAACGUCUUUUCAUCAAAACAAAGUUGACAGCAAUUUGGACGCGAUAUUAUAUAGAAGCAUAUUUGGAGGCAUUGCAGCACUCUCUUUCCUGGGCAAUCUUCUGCUAUGUCUUGUAAUCUGCAGACGUCGAAAGCUCCUUUCCAGGCCAUAUAACAUUUUGAUGUUAAAUCUUGCAGCCACAGAUAUGUUGACAGGUUUGAAUUUGUUUUUGCACAUUUAGUCUGAUUUCAAUCAUAACUCAUAACUAAUUGCUUAAUUCUCCUUCGGAUACAUGCAUUGCAAAGUAUCUUUUUAGUUUGGUUUGAUUUUUACCAAGUUUUAAACGCAGGCUCUCCGUUUAAUUUAUGGAAUAAAUUCUUAGGCUUUAUAAUUUAUGAAUGCAACACUUUGUUUACAGGUGCACCUAACGACCGAAUGUUUCCAAAUACGCCAGAAGUGUCUCAUAAGUUUCUCUAUUCUUUAGUGGCCUGUUUGGUCAAUUUGGAGUUGCCUUAAAAACUAUUCAGCUGUUCGGAUAUCUUAGGGGAACUUUGGUCGUCACGAAAGUUUUAGGUGGCUUUUUCGUCUCAUCCGAAAGUGUUAGCUGCCCUCCUGGGUCAGAGAGAAAGUUCGAGGACAUGACGUAGCCUUGCUUUCAUUGAAAAUUAUAGUGGACGUUUCGUCUUUAUGCCGAAAGUUUUAGGAGACAUUUUUUUUUUUUUUUUACAAUAAUCGCAAUAUCUUGAUAUUAAAAUGUGAAAACACAACCUCCGAAAAUCGUAGUUAGGCUAUUAGAAAACCACCGAAUAUUUUAGACGAAUGGAACGGUUAUCCAGACGUUUUUUUAGCUUUUCUCAAGCUUUAAAAAAUUUCUAGGCAAUAUUUGCUCCCUCGAACAGUUAUUUUACAGAAUACAUUCGCUGGGUGCCCCUGUGUUAACCCUUUCAUCACUAAGAGAAUAAAGUUAAUUUUUCUCCAAUAUCUAAUUGAGAUGUUGACAAUCGGUUUUAAGAGAAAUAGAGAAAAGCCAUACAACCUUAAGAGACUCUUAUAUUUAGCAAGCUGUAGAUGAUUCUUUGAAUCAAGGUCAAUACAUUUUAUUUUAACAUAUAUUCCUUUGCCUAGCGCCCAAGUUUAUAUUACAAGGAUUAUCCUUUAUUUUCUUGUACAGAAAGUCCAAAUUUAAGUGCGAGGCGUUUUUCAUUAAAACCCUGGCCUUAGACUUCUCCUUCUUGGAUUUCUUCUUUUUAAUAGACUCCCAGAGAGGACGGGAAAACAAUGUUAAGCGAAUAAUUAAAAAACAUGCCACCUUACAACAAAAGCUAAGAAUUUCGCAAUCCUGUUGAUGUCGAGAAUCUUUUGUGUUUUGUAAUUAAUAAAUUAAUUCUGCAUGAGCUGAAGGGCUCCCCAAAAGAUUCAGUUUGUCCUCAUUUAUUCCCCUGAAGCGUACAGAGAAAGAAAUGAGUUAUAUGGAUAACUUACAAUUCACCUUACAACAAAAGCUAAGAAUUUUGCAGUCGUGUUGGUAAUCCUUUAAAAAUUUUAGGGAUUUUUUAUAAGUUCUGCGUCAACUGAAAGGUGCCCAUUAUUGUUCAAUGUUGCGGUUUUUUUUAAUCGUGAAAAUUAAAUAAAACAUACGAUUUGACCGCCUUUAGGAAUCCAAGACUAUCCGGAAAUUUACUAUUUUAAUGAUUUAUGGCUAUUUUUGUUUUACUUUGUGGACUGAUAAAAGCUUUGGGAGGGUAAAACCUGAAAGGAAACCCACUGUUUACCGGAAAUCAAUCAAUAUAACUCCCUCACGUUAUUCAUAAAUUAUUUUUAUAGAUCGUUUUCACAUGACAACACAACAGUCGCUAUGUUGGAAUUCAAAAUCAUUUCGCCAGUUUAGAAACGAGAGGGAAACUGGGACGAGUUAACGUUCGCAAAGACUUCUGGGACUGUUACUGAGGACACGGAAAAAGUUGACCAAUAGCUGACCGCCACGUCCCCAGUAACCUCGUUUCUAAAGUAGCGAACGAAACGGCGGCUACAUUGAUGUACCCCCAAAAUCCCGUGGGGAUUGAACUCUUUCUCACGAAAUUUGUAUAGCUACUCACCGCGCGCGUGAGUGAAAUGAUCUAAUCUAUGACUUGUGUCCUUUGACGCCUCAUAGCUAGCCUGCGUAGCAAGCGUUUCCAGUCGAGUUAUAGCGCGAAAUUUGGAGCGGGAACAAAAAAAACGAAAAUACUCUCGUUCCAGUUUUCUCGACGAACCCGCGCGGAACCGCUUACUACGCAGGCUACCUCAUAGCAUCUCUAAAAACUAUUGGACCAACUUUCGUAAUUCUUACUGAAAAAUGUCCGCAGUAGAUAAGUAAGAAUAGAAAGAUGUAUAUUUUUUACAGUGUGGGAAAACUGAAAAUCAUCAUUUCAACACACUUUAAGUUUCUUAUUGAAAAAAGGACACCUUUAAAAAUUCUUGAAACCGCAAAGGAAGCCAAUAUUAUUAUACAAAACCCGGCUUCCUUGACAAUCAACAAUUGUUUUGAAGUUGUAUUGAUCAACUCUUAUCAGUUUCUUGUCCUUGAAAUGUUUGUUGCCAAUAUUACCAUAUAUGGUAAUAUAUUAUGAAAAAGUAAUUUCUACCAUAUAUGGUAAUCUAUUGCCAUUUUAAUUAGAUAUUUGCAGGAACAACAACUGUUUAUGGCCCGUCCUCUGUCAAUAUUGGAUGUAAGUUUUUCCAAUCGCAAAUCAACCUAAGGUUUCAAGUGGUAUUAUCUUGUAACGCUUGCUUAUCAAUUGUUUAUCUUUAACGUAGAAGUAUUGAAUAUUUUAGAAGAAAAAAGAGAAACUUUUUUUAUUGCUAGGCUUUUUACAGAAUAACCGUAUUUUCAAACUUAAUUUUAAAGAUCUUCGGACUCACGGACAAAAUUGUCCUCCAACUCUAGCAAGUAAGAGGUUCUCUUGUUGAUGUUGUUGUUGUUGUUGGUAUUUAUUGAAAAGGUUAGACCGUAAUUAGAUAUCCUUUGAUGGUAUGCACAAAAUAAAGUGAAUACAUGUAUCGGGCGUUGCUUGAACCAACUAUGAAGUUUAUUUGUGUAUUUUUAUCACUACAAGCGAAAAUUAUAAAUUUUCCUUGUCUUCAAUCAUUACACGCUCUUUGAAUUUCAUAGGUUAAUCAUGACUGUUGCCCUCAUUAACAGCUUCUGCCAUUCAAAGCUAUUCAAAUCAGUGUACAAACAGAACGUUUCUGUGAAAUCGUGAGGGGUUUCAUUAAGAUGGCUGCCCCGGGGUUUCCGACAUUUUUUCAGUGUCCGAGGAAGUAAGUUUCGGCAGAUAACAUCUGCCAUUGUUUUUAUAGAGACCAUUUUGUCAUUGUGUCAUCAUAAACGCUGGCUAGAAAUAGCUGUCACCUAUGCAAACAAAGGAUAUCGAAGUCCUAUUUGCUAUUCAUCUUAGCUGUGACGUUUGUUUCAGAAUAUCCUUAUAACAAUUGCAUUAUCAUUUGUUUCGGCUGUGGUGAUAUUAAGAAUCAUGAGCACUUUCAGUUUACUCGAAAACUAUAAAGUGAACAGUACAUUUUAUAAUCUGACAAGAAUCGAAACCGGCGAGGCCAGAGACUAUGGAACGUUGAUGAAAUCCACCUUUGGGAUUAUCGCAACUCUGUCUUUCUUUGGAAACAUGCUGCUAUGCCUGGUCAUAUUCAUGAAACGAUCGAUGUUAGCAAAACAAUACAAUAUUCUUAUCUGCAGCUUAGCAGUAACUGAUAUGCUAACAGGUAGGUCGCAGUAUAUGAAGCAUUUUCAUUCUUUUCUUUUCCUUUAAUUAUGUCAUAAAUUCAACAAUGCAUUGUUGUACCCUCGUAAAGAGAGAAUUAAUUUCGUGGAGGGCAGUGUGUACAACAAGAUAAGUUAUAUUAAAUGCAAAUAAUACAAACAGGCCUAUUAGAAGAAAGAAAGAAAAAAUUAAAAGUUUGCAAAUACAACAAACAGACGGAAGUUAAAGUUCUUACUGUUGUCUGCAUGCAAGUUUGAUAAUCGCUCUUUAACGAUCUUCGCCCUUUUUACAACCCAGCCUAACUAAAGAUACACAUAUAAUUCAAUGGUCCAUAUCACAGUACAUCACGGAACAGUAAUUUCGUAUCUUCAUUAAAAGACACAUCGAGGAUUAUUGAAAAUAAUGCCAUCUGACUCUCCUUUGGCAAAAAAGGCUUAGAACUUAUCAAAUUAUAUCAUGCAAACAACACUACUGCGUAUCCCCAUUUUGAUCUGUUUUACAACAUGACAUGCCUUUGUCAGUUUUGUCAGAUAACGUGUUUGUUCAGCGAUACAUCUGUGCAGGUGAAGAAACCACGGUAUUCAUCUUGUUAAAACAGUGACUUUAUACUCUGCAGUUUUGCUUUGAAUCACGUCUAUUACGAAUUUGAAUGAAACGAUAUGUUUCAGAAUAGAAUGAAUCAGAUCCUGGAGCAGCGAUUGUUCAAGUAAUUAAAUAAUAUGAUAGUUACUAUACAAAGCCUUUCAUUUAUACAUGUCUAACACUGUAAAAUAAUAAGAAGCCAAACAACCGUCUUCAUAGAAAAUACAUUUACCUACAGAAAAAAUGAUUUACUGAAAGCAAUUGCAAAUGCGUACUCGUCAUCAAUGGAAGGGUCAGUUCCAUAAGAAGUUGUGGACUGCGUCUUUUGCCCCCUUAUCUAUAUACAAAUUCCAGAGUGAACUUUAAAUAUUUCCGUACAGAAUAAGUUAAGAGAAUUUAGCUAAAAAAUCAAAGUAUUCUUCUUUUGGUGAUCAUUUUAUCAUUUCUCUUUUUCUUUUUAUGUACAAUUUUCUAAGCUUAUCCAUUAAAUUCCCUACGAUUUUCUGAAGGUUAGGCCUUUUUCUCAGAGAAAAGGAAACCUAAAAUCUUCAGAUUCAAAAAUUGGACGGAGAGAGGAAUAUGAAAAAUUUUCACUUUCGUAUUAUACGUUAAGUUGCAUCUAAAAUUUUCGGGAAAAUAAUACUGAAUCCCUUGUAAUUUCGAGAAGACUCAGGUCCCCUAGGAUGACAGAACACAUACAAAGUUUAUAGGGCCGCUUAGAAUGCAUUUCUAGUGGUCUGAAAGUACACUGAAAAGCCUAAAAAGUGUUAUCAUUGUAUUUCGUUAUAGGGGAAAACCGUCGUUGGGUGCCCUUGUCUUUUCUCUUGGUUAUGUAUUCAUAUCGUUUGGAGAAAGUUGAUGUUGAUCACUCUUGGGACAUAAAGUUGCUUUUCCCAUACAAAUCCUUCUAAUUUGCAGUCGCUGUUUUAACGCUAUUUCUGACGUUUAGCAUAUGAAAAAGUAGAUGCUAUCAUAUGCUAAACAUCAGAAAUAGCGUAUUCUAGUCUCCAGUUUUUGCUGUCAGAUUUUAAGAUUUAUUUUCGAAUUUUUGGAUCGAUUUGACGAUUUAAUAAAAUACACUCACAUUUUUUGUAUUUUUGUACUUGAAAAAAUAUUAUAAAGGCUAAUGAAACAAGUUUUUCCUGACCUCUUUGCAGGAAUAUUCCUUGUUGUUACACCAGACUACUUGAUUGACAGAAAAACCUUUCCCUACCCCUCUGGUUUGGCCGGCCAAAUCUACUGUCGUCUGAUUGGCUCAACAUACAUUCUGUAUAUUUUUGGAAAAGCUUCCACCUCGACCAUAAUGUGCCUUGCAAUCGAUCGUUGGUACUCCAUCGUUAAGCCGAUACGCUACAAGACUGCUUUCAGCAAACGCCGUCUUUACCUCUACAUCACCUUGAUCUGGACUUCUGCCGCCAUUACUCAGAUCAAUGAGCUGUUCAUCACCAAAGUGGAAGACGGACUGUGCACUUUUAUCACACCAUUUUAUGGCGCAAAGGCUGAACGCAUUCUGAUUCUGUUUCACGUGAUCAUCACGUUUUACAUUCCUAGUAUUGUCACGUGGAUGACCUUUGGACAUAUCUGGAUGCAUAUGCGACAGCCAAACAUUCGCCGUCACCUGGACAACAACAAAGCUACUAAACGUCUACUGCGCAUGUGUGCACUGGCGGCUUUUUUUCUGACCAUAUCCUGGCUCCCAGCAGAAACCUUUUUCAUUCUUUAUAAGUUUGAAAUUUUGAGAUUGCCUUUUGAGUUUUAUUUAUUCACGAGUAUUCUCGCAAUGUCCAACUCCUGCUUCAAUCCAUGGAUUUAUUGUCUAAGUAACAGAGAGUACCGAAGAGAGUUCAUCCGACUUCUCUGCUGCAUGAAAACGGAAAGCUCAAGGAUCAACAUAACGUUCUUUGGUUUGAUUAAAAAGCGAAGAAGGCGAGGUUGUUCAUAUUCGGUCUCCACUUCCAGCACAAGUUCAAGCAGCUUUUUGGUCAGUGAGGGGCCUUGCCUGCUCAGUUUGCGAGCGAUAACACGCGAAUCC